AAAAAGAAAACCCUCUGCCGCUGCAGUCUGCAGAAAGUAAGAGUGAUGACUGACCCCUUAGGCCCUUACCGCAUAGGAUGGUUUGACAGAAGGAGGCCGGCGUACGUGGAAUAAUUCUGGGCCCAAAGCGAAAGGCCCUCCCGCUUCACCGGCCAAAAAGGAAUGGCGCUCAAAACAUAAACCAGAUUGUGCCAAUCUCCCGUUUUCUUCAAAGAAUUCAAACUUCAACUCUCUCUAAUCGCGUCUGCGCUUCUGUUUGUGUCUGCGUAACUCCUUCACUUCCAGCAGCUUCUCCAAUAACCACCCCAAAAAGAGGCGCAGCGGAGUAGAGUUCCCGGCAGCAAGCCAGAAACUGAGAAGCUAGGGUUCGUUCCUUUCAAUUUCGAAUUGUCAGAGUCAGAGAGCAGUCGUCCAUCGUCAUCCAUGUCUCGGCUUCGUCCGAAGCUGGUUUUCUCUGGCUUCACCAAGGCCGAGUCCGAGAAGAUGGAGAAGUUGUUGGAUGAUUCGGUCCAACCUCUAAACACAAAGUUCUUUAAAAAUCUUGCUAGAGGUUUCAACCAAUCUUCUGGGCGGGCGGGUAAACCAGUUGUGAAAUGGACCGAGGUAGAGAGUUGGUUCCGGAAGAGGCAACAAGGCAUCACACCACCACUUUGCUCCGAAACUGGUGCUUCGAAAGAUGGUUCAAUGUUGCCAGGGCCUAGUCCUGCGAAUGAGUCUAAUGGUACCUCCAAAAAGGAUACAGGAAAUAUGCAAGAUCGGUCGACCAUACAAUUUGAAGCAAAGUCAUCAAAAGAUGGUGCUUGGUAUGAUGUUGAGUUGUUCCUUUGCAACAGAAAACUACCAUCAGGAGACCUUGUAAGUUGUGUUAGUAUGACUGAGUUUUUUUCCAUAUUUGAAGGAUUUGGGGCAGAGGAGGACGAAUGGGUAAAUGUAAGAGAGGCAGUCAGACAACGGUCUGUUCCCGUGGAUCCUUCAGAAUGCCAUUCGGUGAAUGUUGGGGAUGUAGUAUGCUGCUUUCAGGAGAGGAAGGAUUAUGCGAUGUAUUACGAUGCUCAUGUGACCGAAAUUCAGAGGAAACUGCAUGAUAUAAGGGGCUGCAGGUGCAUUUUCAAGAUACGGUACAAUCAUGACAACGUGGAGGUCAGAAUCUCGAUCGUUGUUCUUCCCCGGAAAGAGUUCGUCUUAGAAGACUCUGUUAUCGCCCAACACCUUGACGCAAGAAUCAAGAGAAGCUAUGGGGAGCGAAGCCAGACCUCUCUCAAGUGUAUAGUAGUCAUAUAUGCCAUCCAACAGAAUACCUGUGAAAAAUGAAAAGCUUUUGUUUCCUCCUUUUGAUGCUUUCAGUAAAUGGGAAGCUGGCAUUACCUCCCCGCUUGUUGAAAUUUGACUGUAGUCUGCGCAGUAGGGACUUUGUUCAGAGUCUAGAGAACUUCAUGGUUGCGCAUAGCAGAAUGUAGAUGGCCAAAACUAUUGAGGCUUUGGGGGGAGAAACUGUCGCCAGUAGCUUUCUGCCUGGUGUCCCGGUACCAGUUUUAUCAGAUGUCGCCGAAGGCACGGGUCUCCUGGCUGCAUCAAACUGAUGCACAACUUAUUUUGCUGCUUAGCUAGUGCUUGUUAAUAUUGUACAGGACUGGUCCGCUGUACCCGUUAUACUGGUCAGGUCUUUUACUAGUCUGGAGUUUUUGUAUCGACAAUGUGAUCUCUGGUACUGUUUUACAAAAAUUGGUGCUAAUGGCCAUCAUUCUUGCUCGCUGGGAGUUUCACUCGUGAUGCAUUGAGACUAGUGAUGACAAUUUCGACGCGAUAGGUCCGAUCUGUUUUGGAGUAGGUUCGACCUGCCGGGCAUGGGUAUUCUCAUAGACCCUACCUGUCCUGACUCGCCCCAUUCUUGACCUGUUCUAGAUUACAUGUAAUUUUAGUUAAAUUACUUACGAUUGUUCUUUUACUACA
Messenger RNA from Linum tenue, 1950 nucleotides. The record is from the annotation of a GenBank genome assembly. Lineage: Eukaryota; Viridiplantae; Streptophyta; Magnoliopsida; Malpighiales; Linaceae.